UAAAUAAAUUUCGCAUUUUAUCCAACUUUUCGAAGCUAAAUUUUACAACUUGUUUUUAUUUUAUUUUAUUUUUUUGAAAAUAUUUUUUUUUUUCAAUUGUUCAAUUUUGAAACCAAAAAUGAACUGUUCAAAUUGUACUGUAAGUGAGACUAAUUUGAGAGCAAAUGAAAUCGGUGAAACCAUGUGUGAAAAUGGACACAAUUUAUGCAUAAAUUGUUACACUUUAUCCCCGAAAAGAUGCAUACAAUGUGGAGGGCAAUUAAUUGAUUGUAAUGAAAAUGUUCUAAUGAGCAAACUUAAUGCCAACUGGGAUAUAGAUCAAAUUUGCAAUUGGAUGAAAUUUAAUGAAAAACAUUCUCAAUAUUCGAAUGAUAGUUUGGAUGCAGAAGUGGAUGCUUUGGCGGAUGAAACAUCUAUGAAUUUGUUAUAUUCUAGAGCAAAAAGUCUUGACAAAGAAAGCUUAGAUAACCAACAUAGUAGAAAUAAUUGGAAUUCAAAAUGGAUUGAGUCCAGAGAAAGUCGAACUCCAAAGAUAAAUGAAAAUAUCAAUUUUCAAAGACAAAGUCCAACACAUGUUGAAAACUUUGUACAAACAGAACGCAAAUCAAGUAUUGAAAGAACGGAUACUCGUCAGAAUCUUUUGGAUCAAAUGAGGAAUGAAAUUCGAGAAAAAAUUAGGGAAGAAUUGUACAACUCAUUUAAAAACGACACAAGAAACCUAAUAAGACCUGAGGAAUUUAUGUGCAAGAUACCAUCUAAGACGAUAGGGGUUUCCACAGAUUCGAAACCGAAUCUCUUGCCAGAAGUGCUGUCUUCUAAGAGAUCCAGCCAACACUCAGUUGACAUCAAAGAUUCGAACAAACAGACCAUUGUGGAUGCCCCUAAGGAGUAUUUAGUUAUGAAUGUCGAUACAAGACAACCUGUGAACCCGUGUUUAGUAGAAAAUGCCAAAGUUAAGAAGUCAUCAUCUGGAAUAGAUCAACGAUUUCAACAAGUUGUCGAAACUGUUCUAGAAUCUGAAUCAACAAAUCAAACACUAACGGAAGAUAAAAAUUUCUUAAAAAUUCUACAAGAAAAAUUUUCAAAAAUACCUCCAAACAAAAUUGAGCAAAUAAUAUCUUCAAUUUGUAACGCAGAUGAAUCGAAAAAUUCUAAUGAAGUUUGCUUCCAAUACAAGACCGAAAAUUCACAUACAGAAAAAUCCAAAGACUUUCUUCUUAUUUCGAAUUCAAGUCGAGCCUCUUACAGCCCACCAAAUUGCCAACAACUCUCAACUAUACCAAAACCUCAAUUCCAACUAAUUGCAAGUCAUACAAAUUCCCUUGCACAAAUAGUCGAUGCAGCAACUUUAAACAUUUCACGUAGCCCGGUUAUAUGCCCCAUAAGUUAUUGUCAACAACCACAUUUCGUGUCAAAUUUUACUCGCCACAUUGCUGUGGAUCAUAGUCAAGUGCCAUUGGAACGAAUGUUUCCUCGACAAUGCAAGAAUUUUUUUCUGGACCCCAAAUUGAUUCACUUUGGAUCGAACCGUUGUCAAAUGUUAUUAUUGGUCAAUGAUAAAAUAAGGAAUUUGGGACAUGAUAAGUUUAAGGAUUUUAUUCCUGUAUUGGUGAUGUCUACGAAAGUUAGUUCGUUUGAACUUUGUUGCAGUAAGCCGGAGUUUCAAGAUUGUCCAGAGAACCAUACAACGGGAAGCUUUCUAAUGAUAUGGUUAACUGGCAUAGUUGCACCACAGGAACCAAUAUUCUAUAGCUUGACUGUUUGGGCGAGAUCGGGAAAUGUGCCUUCAUGUCAUAUUGUACAUUCGGGACAGUUAUAUUCGGUUAGAAAUUCACAAAAUUCAAAAACUAUUCAUGAGAGCGGACAAAUGUUACUACUUUCUCAAAAUCAAGUUGAUCUACUUACAAACAAAGGAAGAAAUAUGCUGGAGUUACAAAUUCAAAUCAAUUGAAAAAAAAAAUCUAAAUAAAAUGUGAACAUUUUCUAUUUUUUAUUUA
Episyrphus balteatus (marmalade hoverfly) is the source of this 1997-nucleotide messenger RNA. RefSeq lists its product as uncharacterized. Lineage: Eukaryota; Metazoa; Arthropoda; Insecta; Diptera; Syrphidae. Bases 119 to 1951 code for a protein of 610 amino acids. The transcript has 2 exons. The record is from RefSeq and is a predicted model, not a curated record.